Messenger RNA from Prunus mume (Japanese apricot), 2016 nucleotides. The record is from RefSeq and is a predicted model, not a curated record. NCBI's taxonomy places the organism in Eukaryota, Viridiplantae, Streptophyta, Magnoliopsida, Rosales, Rosaceae.
AUGAUUCAUCCACCAGGCUGGGAUUCCUGUCUCCUUAGAAAUCAAGGAUACAGAGAAAUUGUGGCUGCAGCAAAGUCAUGGCCACGUCUGCUCCAACAGAAGGACUUGGAAUUAGAAAGAGAACUUCAGAGUCUUAACAAACCUCCUGUCAAAACCAUUCAGCUCGACGGUGAUAUCAUAGAUUGCGCAGACAUCAAUCAUCAGCCUGCCCUCGAUCACCCUUUACUCAAGAAUCACAAAAUCCAGCUAAGACCAACUUCAAUUCCAGCUACUCAGACGAAAAAAUCAGCCCUUGUGAAUAAACCAUUACAGGCAGGGUUUAUGCAGGCAGGAUGCCCUAAUGGAACAGUUCCUAUCUAUAGAACCACAAAGGAAUAUUUAACAAGGGCAAAAAGUCUUUCACAUCAGAUGUUUAGUAAUAUCAGCCAAAUUAAUGCUAUUGCCCCAAAUGUUCAUGUCUCACCAUCAAUCAAUGGUGGUAGCGAACCUCGAUUGUUUAUAUAUUGGACUUUAAAUGCGGAUAAGACGGGGUGCUUUAACUCAUUCUGCCAAGGGUUUGUACAAGUUGACCGAGACAUAGGCCCCAAAACUCGUUUCGAUCCGGUGUCUAGUUUUGGUGGAACAACAUACGAUUCCAAAUUUGCUAUCUACCAGGACUCCAUAUCAAAAAAUUGGUGGCUUGUGGUAUCAGACAAGAAUGUUGCGAUAGGGUAUUGGCCAAAGGAGCUAGUACCUAGUUUGGAAAUUGGGGCUGGAGAUGUUGGGUGGGGAGGAAUUGCCAUGGCUCAAGAGAACGAAAAUGCUCCCCCACUAGGCAGUGGCCAAUACCCAGAUGGCACGUAUCAACAUGUUGGCUAUUUCAGAGACAUACAUUUCAUGAAGGAUGGGCUUCACCCAAAAGUUCCAACAGACGCUGAUCCUGUAUUCGAAUCUCUCGAGUCUCAGCGUGAUACGAACGAAGCGUUUGUUGUCUCCGUCUCACGCUCGUAUGAGGUUUUUUCACGGGAGAAGUUCCGGCGGCUUAGUGAAGGAGUGGUCUUGCGGUCGACGCACUUGCUCUUCAUGGAGGACGAUGAGGAGCUACGGUUAUUGUUAGGGUUCGCUGCGCCGAUCGCCAGAGCACAGCGACUGCGACCAACUUCAUUUCCAGCUCCGGUGACUGAUCCGAUGUCCGAAACAUGGUCUAAGAGGGAAGCAUGCCCAGAUGGAACAGUUCCCAUACACAGAACAACAAAGGAUGAUUUAGAAAGGGCCAAAAAUCUUCAAGUAUUCGUAAAAUUGAAGGAAACACAAGGUGUCAAAUGCUUUGGAGUUUGGGGGAUUGGUUCUGUCUACAACCUAAGCUUGGAUUCAGAAGACCAAUCUAGCUCUGGCAAUGUUUUUGUCAUAAGGGGCCCGCGUAACGAACUUAAUGUUCUUGUUGCGGGCUGGAUGGUUUCACCAUCAAUAAAUGGCGAUCAACUGUCUCGGUUGUAUACUUAUUGGAUUGUAAAUAAUGGGAAGAUAGGGUGCUUUAACUUGCUCUGCGCAGCAUUUGUACAAAUCGACCGGACGUUUGCUCCCAAAAUGCCUUUGUCACCUGUGUCUACUAUUGGUGGACCAUCGUAUGAUAUGAAAGUCACUAUCUACCAGGAUACCCAAACAUCAAAUUGGUGGCUUGCAGUAACAGACAGGAACAUUACAGUAGGGUAUUGGCCAAAGGAAAUGUUACCUCAUUUAAGAAAUGGGGCUGGAGAAGUAGGGUGGGGAGGAACUGCCAUGGCUGCAACAAAACGUAGCCCCCCAAUAGGGAGUGGCCAAUACCCAGAUGACAAUUAUGACCGUGCAGCCUAUUUCAGAAACCCGCAUUUCACGAGGGGUUGGCUUAAAGAAGUGGUUCCUUCAGAGACUGAUCCUGUAUAUGAGUAUACAGGGCAAUCUGGCUGUUAUGGCUUAGAAAAUGGCAAGGAUACUAAGGUUGAGUUUUGGGGUUAUAGAUUUGAAUAUGGAGGGCCAGGUGGUGAAUGUGGGCCCUAG